AUGGAGGGAUACUCUAAAGAAGAGGCUGAUCGCCUGCUAAGAGUAGAGCUAGACAAGAUUGUGACAACAAAGAUAUACAAGCUGGAAGGCGAUGAAAGGGUAUAUGUAAUGCAGCAGAGGCUGUUUGAGAUUCUAGACAGUGCAAAAAACACGGCCGAGGAGGUUGACAUGGCUGUGCGGCAGUGUGUGGUGUACUUUAUAAGAUCACUCAGCAAAAAAAAGAUCCUUGAGCUGAAGAUACCAGAGGGCCAGAAAAGCUCUUUAGUGUGGGUGCUUAAUAAUGCAUAUCCAAUGGACAGCACGCGGAAAAGCUACAGUAUGUUUUUGCCGCUGGUGAAGAUGUACAAAAACCGGGUGGAGAGUGACAGCAUGGGAAGGUGUGUGAAGGACAUGAUACCUGACGAGUUUGCAGACCUGGUGUUGGAUGAGCUUAUAUUUUGGGCCAACGUGCACAGCUAUGCGCAGAGCCUUCCACCGGUUGAAAGGAUUGUAGAGCUGAAAGAGGACAUCUCAUGCACAAAGCUGCUAGAGGUUGCACUGGACACAGUGAAAGUGUAUGAGUACAAGUUGGCCCAGAUACAGCGGCUUGUCCCCAUGCUGAUACCGCGGUGCAAGAAAAUAUCAUUCCACCACAUACAUGAGGACUCCGCAGAUACUAUUGCUGCAAAGAUAGAGAAAAGCAGUCUUCCUCUGAGCCAGAUGAUAGACCGGUCUAUCAAAAGAGUGCUUGAGAGCCUGAAGAAUCCAGAGUGGGAUCCGUAUGCGUGCAAGGAUGUAAAGUUUUUGAAGGGCAUCCUUGAUAGGUGGAAUGGGCCCAGCAAGGCGUGCUACAACCUGCCGCUUGAGUACUACAGAGAGAUUCUGACUGCGUAUGCGGCAAAAGACGAGCACAUGAUAUACAGCAAGCUAUCCGAGUACAGCAGCUAUAUCAGAACUCUGCGGUAUGUAAGCAUGCCGCUUUCUAAGUGUGUGUCAAAGAAAACUGCAUAUAUGGAUGGAGACCUGCAUGGAAGAGACUUGUUCCUGCAGGCAUACAUGCGCAUGCCCAAUGACAUGGACCCUAUCCCGCUAGAACUUAUUCCGCGGGCGUCCACAGCUAAAUGCCUCACAAAGACCCAGCUGGUGUUUAAUCUGAUUACUUCUACAGUCCUUGAGCUGUCUUGCGUGUUCUUUUUGUUUGCCUCGUCUGCAAUGCUGCUGGAUGUUUCUGGAGACACGUCAGUGAACUUCCAUGGGUUUACUGUGUGGGGGUGGAAAGACACUCUGGCAUUCCUUGGGUGGCGAGGACUGUGCCUGGGGAUAUACACGAUGUGUUUGUAUAUAGCGCACAAGCAAAUUGACCGGUGGUUUGGGCUGCUGGGCAUGGACUCCAUAGAGAGAAUAAAGCUCUUCUUCUUAGUUGGUGUGAUUAUUGCAUCCACAGCUGCAGGGUAUGCAGUUGCUGUGUUCGCACCUGGUAUUAUGACAAGUCCUUCAAGCAUUAUUGUUCUGUACACAAUGGGUGCGGUGCUUAAAAUAUCUAACUUAAUUGACAUAGUAGUGCGGAGAACAACCUACAAAACACGCGAAGUGAUAUCAAGCACUUGGCCAACCACAGUGGCUUCUAUACUGAUAUUCCUGGCUAUUUUCUUUAUUAUGCAUAUUAAAAGCAUAACACAGACAGUGUCACCAGCAAUUUAGUGGUGGUAGACACAGUAUGCAUGCAGAUAAGGCGCCUGGCGUUGGUUAUAAAUCACACCAACUUCUCUGCGCAUGCACUUCAGGUUAUUACGCA
This is a messenger RNA of Nematocida parisii ERTm1, 1774 nucleotides long. RefSeq lists its product as uncharacterized. NCBI's taxonomy places the organism in Eukaryota, Fungi, Microsporidia. Bases 1 to 1680 code for a protein of 559 amino acids. The record is from RefSeq and is a predicted model, not a curated record. The transcript has a single exon.